AAAAGAAAUUUUCCGUGCCGAAUCAAUUUGGGCUUCCAAAUAUUUGGACCUUUAUUGGGCUGGGUUGAGUUUGUUUUAAGGCCCGUUAAGCCAUCACCGAACUGGACCAUUAAGGGUUCUCCUACUGCUACUGCGGCUAGCUGCUGCCACCACCAUUCUACACACACACACCACUUUCUUCUUUCGUUUGAUUUCGAGUCUCAGAAUGAUUUCAGCUAUUUCGUGGAUACCGAUAGGUGCUUCGAAGGCGGAACCCACCGUAGUUGAACCUCCUUCCAAGGAAGAAAUUCAAGAUAUAAUCACCGCCGCCAGUGGAGCAGACAGUGAAAAUGAGGAAGAAGCAAGUGAUGAACGCAUGGAUGAUGCCGGUGGUGCCGUCGAUGAAGUUGCGCGAGCACUCAAUGUUGCUGAUGCUCUCGGGAAGGCUGAUAAAUUGGACGAUAUUGCCCUCGGUUUGAAGGAGCUUGACAUGGAACAUUACGAUGAUGAAGAUGAAGGAGUUGAGGUAUUUAGUUCCGGGAUUGGUGAUCUUUAUUAUCCAAGUAACGACCUGGAUCCUUAUAUCAAAGAUAAGAACGAUGAUGAUGACUCUGAGGAACUCGAAGACAUGAUCAUUAAUCCAACUGAUUCCGUCAUUGUUUGUGCUCGUACUGAGGACGAUCUCAGUCUUCUCGAGGUUCAUAUACUUGAGGACGUCGGUACUAGUGAGAUGAACAUGUAUGUCCAUCAUGAUAUCAUAAUUCCUGCAUUUCCACUAUCCACAGCUUGGCUUGACUGCCUUCAAGGAAGAGAGAAAGGAAACUUCUUAGCUGUUGGUUCAAUGGAACCGUCAAUAGAAAUUUGGGACCUUGAUGUUAUUGAUGCAGUGCAGCCAUGCAUGGUUUUAGGUGGCAUUUCAGAGAAAAAGAAGAAGGGGAAGAAGAAAUCAAUCAAAUACAAAGAUGACAGUCACACUGACUCUGUACUUGGUCUUUCCUGGAACAAAGCGUGCAGGAAUGUACUUGCUAGUGCCAGUGCUGACAAGCGAGUCAAGAUUUGGGAUGUGGCUACUGGGAAGUGUGAGAGUACAAUGGAGCAUCACACGGACAAGGUUCAAGCAGUUGCUUGGCAUCAUCAUGAACAAGAAAUUCUUCUUAGUGGUUCGUUUGAUCAUACUGUGGUCCUGAGGGAUGUAAGGAUGUCAUCCCAUCCUGGUUAUAAGUGGUCAGUCACAGCUGAUGUCGAGAGCUUGGCCUGGGAUCCACACACUAACCACUAUUUUGUGGUGAGUCUCGAGGAUGGUACUGUCAAGUGUUUUGAUGUUCGGACAGCAAAGUCUGAAUCCACAUCUGAUCUAAGUUCUACAUUUACUCUUCAUGCACAUGACAAAGCUGUUACCUCAGUAUCCUAUAAUGCGUCAGCACCUAAUCUACUUGCUACUGGAUCGAUGGACAAAACGGUAAAGCUUUGGGAUUUAUCGAAUAACCAACCAUCUGUUGUGGCAUCUAAAAACUCCAAUGCUGUAAGUUUGCUUCUUUUAUUUGUUGAGAUUUUAACGGGAAAAAAGGUAUUCUCUAGUCUGAAUCAUGAUACAAGUAGCAUGGUUGACUUCUGUUUUUGGAUGCGGCUGUUCAGGGAGCUGUAUUUUCUAUUUCGUUCUCAGAGGACAACCCCUUUGUGUUGGCUAUAGGAGGCUCAGAGGGAAAAUUGCAAGUUUGGGACACUUUAUCUGAGUCUGCUGUCUCUCGGCGUUAUGAAAAUUACAACAAGAAUAGAACUCGGUCGUGAUAUAAUUGAGCAUAAUAGCCUUCCUGGUCUCCCCUUCAUAUGUUACUGGUAGGCUAGAAGUAUUUAAGUUAGAUACAGUUGUUGUGAAACAGGUUGAAAGCAAUAUAUUAAGGAUGGUAGAUAUAUAGAGUUUGAUAGCAUGUUCUCUCUCAUAAUUCAUGUAUUUAGCAUCCUUAUAAGUUUUGAAUGAACAUUUGUUCUACAGCUUGGAUCA
Molecule: messenger RNA, 1981 nt
Organism: Arachis ipaensis
Lineage: Eukaryota; Viridiplantae; Streptophyta; Magnoliopsida; Fabales; Fabaceae
Source: RefSeq, a predicted model, not a curated record